Messenger RNA from Spodoptera litura, 1017 nucleotides. Its product is annotated as chymotrypsin-1. The record is from RefSeq and is a predicted model, not a curated record. NCBI's taxonomy places the organism in Eukaryota, Metazoa, Arthropoda, Insecta, Lepidoptera, Noctuidae. Gene Ontology annotation, biological process: proteolysis. Gene Ontology annotation, molecular function: serine-type endopeptidase activity.
AAACAAGAUGGCGGCCUGUAGAUUCGUUUUCGCGGUUAUUUUUGUGUUUUGUUUUGCUAUUGUAUCGUCUGAAUUUUUUUCGUCUUCAAAACCAGAAGACCAAGAACAAUGGGAACGUAUAGUGGGUGGUAUAAAGGCUCCUAACGGGUCAGCGCCUUACCAGGUGUCGCUACGGUUAUGGGGCGUGUGGCACUUCUGCGGGGCCUCGCUAGUGACCCCUAGAGUUAUACUUACUGCUGCACAUUGUGUUGACAGAUUAGCUCCUAAAUACUUCAAAGCAGUAGUAGGCACAAACCAGCUCCUAGCAGGAGGAACAGCAUACGACAUUCGAAAGAUAGUGGUCCACGAGGACUAUGACAAUUACAUCAUUAAGAACGAUAUCGCCAUACUGUUUACUGAUGUGGAGAUGGGUUUUGGACGGAAGGUGGACGCUGUGGAACUUAAUGAUGAGCCUGUGCAAAAGGGGGAGGAGUUACUGUUGACGGGUUGGGGGACCACGUCGUACCCAGGUCGUGUACCCAACGACCUAAUGCAAUUGGAACUAAGGUCCAUCACGUACGAAGAGUGUAAGGAAGCUCAUAAGAGCAUUAAUCCUGUGUUCGAAACUCAGAUUUGCGCUUUGACGAAGGCUGGAGAAGGCGCUUGUCAUGGCGACUCCGGAGGUCCAUUAGUGCGCGAAGGUCGUCAGAUCGGCAUCGUGUCCUGGGGCAUUCCCUGCGCCAGAGGGAAACCUGAUGUCUAUACUAAGGUGGAAGCCUACAUGCGAUGGAUUGAGAAGACAUUGUAUGAUGAUGACAUGGACCACGUCAGGUACAUCGAGGACCAUAGACGUCACAGAACAACUAAUAGACAUUGACGGGUUUAUCACAGAUGUUUUGCGACGACAGUUGGUAGAUUCUAAACGAUUUGCGGUCGAGAAUAAUGACUUAAUCUUAAUUCAAAAUGGUCGAUUGUAGACGAAAUUAAAUUAAAUAUUUAAUAUAAAAUGUAUUAAUUAAAGUUUUUUCAGAAAUUCAA